UCAUCAGUAGGCGGCAGGGUAACUCCUCCUUCCAGGGAGGAAAGAGGAAGCAGGCAUUUGCUCAGGGCAAAGAAACGCUUUAUGGAUUAGUUUAGUAAACAUCGAGUUUAAUAUUGAAGGAUAGAGCUGGCAUCCUUUGUAAGACCAUUUAUCUGACUCUGAUAUGAAAAAGCCCAUCUUCAACUUAAUUUACUAAUCCUCAAGCGGUGACGCCUGAAUUCUGCGUCUUGACUCUUUCCAUGUAGAACAACUUUGUUGCCAGUCCAGGUGUUUCUUGUUGAACACGUUGUUUGAGAAGAACAUUUUGCUCACGAAUAAGAAUUUCAUUACGCUUGGGUGCGGCAGUGUUGUAUAAUCGUAGUUAAAGUGAUCUUUUUAAAAAUGGGUCGGUGUUUAUAUUUUACCACACUUAUAUUUUCAGUUUCAUAUCAGUUGAUACCAUUGUGUCACUCUUUCAAAUGGGACGAACAGUCUAGUCCCCUGCAAAAUGUGCGGUCCAUCAUUACAAGUUUGUCCGAGGAAGCCCACAGUUGUCUGGUCUCUACAGUCGGCGAAAAGAGAGUCAACCUGUGUCUCAAGUUUCUACAAAGCGGGGUGAAGUGGCUGUCAGAUGCAGUGGCAUCAGUCCUCAACACGGUCAUCAAGUAUGUUGCAGAAAUCUUGGAAUCAGCAGGAAUUGAUGCCCAGCUACCUUUCCAAAAAGUUACUCCGGAGGGAGUGAUUUUUGUCACUCAGUGGGCCCUUCUGGCUGUUAUGGCCUACUGGAUAUUAUCCUUCGUUCUGCGCUUAGUUGUCGGUGCUGUGAGGCAGGCUCUGUGGCUGCUGAAGAUCACCUUUGCCGUUGGCAUGUUUGGAUUGAUUCUCAGUGACACUGGAGCUUCUGCACAAACCACAGCAAUGAGAUUAGCGGGCCUGGUGUGUGUUUGUGUCCUGUUAGGAAUAGGUGCAACAUCUGCAAAGCCAGAUGCAGACCUCGAAAACAAAAUCGAGAUGCUGGAGAGACGACUCAGAGAGAUGGAGAAAAGCAAAAUUGAAUGAUAUGGAAACCCUCACCAGACCAGAUAUAGUUUAAUUUCCGUUGCUCUUUGCCACAGAUGUAAAUCCAAGGAUAGAAUUCAGAAUGUUAUUGUGACUUGAAACCCUGCAAUACAACCACAGAUGCAUUUUGUUUGUCUAAACUUGGAGGGUGCUUCAAAAUUCCAAGAUUAAGUUAAAAGAUUAUUGAUUCUCAAGUAAACUUGUCUUAGGGUCCCACUGCACAACUGGAUCUGGCAUUUAAGGGCUUUCAUUACUAACAAAACACUGAAUAAAAUGUUCAAACAGUGAAAAAAUCAA
Ctenopharyngodon idella (grass carp) is the source of this 1335-nucleotide messenger RNA. It is a transcript of the gene tmem109, whose product is annotated as transmembrane protein 109. The record is from RefSeq and is a predicted model, not a curated record. Bases 382 to 1038 code for a protein of 218 amino acids. Lineage: Eukaryota; Metazoa; Chordata; Actinopteri; Cypriniformes; Xenocyprididae. The transcript has 3 exons. Gene Ontology annotation, biological process: cellular response to gamma radiation; intrinsic apoptotic signaling pathway in response to DNA damage by p53 class mediator.